AUGUCGAGCGCCAGAAUACGUCGAGCUAAUUCGGCAAGGAUUCCCUCGUCCACCUAUAGUGGCCGCAAUCUACGAGUUUCAGAUGCAUUUUCGGAUAGCAUACGUACGUUGGCCAUCACAGCUCGACGCAAUUCGAGUCCCCUCUCACGAAAAUCCACCAAAAAGAUGAAGAAAAGCCGACUUGUUGCGAAGAAUGGCCUUUGCAAUGUAUUCAAUACUAAUGUGCCCAAGAAAGAUAGGCAAUACCUUAGGGAUAUUUUUACGACAAUGAUCGAUGUGAAAUGGAGAUACAUGUUGUUUAUUUUCGCACUCGUCUUCGUGUUGAGUUGGACGACAUUCGCUAGUAUUUACUACACGAUUGCGUUCCUCCAUGGUGAUCUAUCUCCUGAUUUUCGAUACCUCAAUCGAACUCAAUGCGUUGUGAACCUCGAUUCCAUUUACUCGUCAUUCCUGUUUGCUGUUGAAACGCAUCACACUAUUGGUUAUGGACAUAGGUACAUUACUACGGAAUGUCCUUUAGCUGGAUUGACUGUAUGUCUACAAGCAGUAUGCGGUCUUUUAAUACAGAGUUUUAUGGUUGGUUUGGUGUUUGCAAAAAUGGCAAGGCCAAAGAAGAGGGCGGAAACAAUUAUAUUCAGCGAAAAAGCCGUCAUCUGUCUACGAGACGGCCAAUUAUGCUUUCUUUGUCGAGUAGGCGAUAUGAGAAAUACGCAUUUAGUUGAGGCUCAUGUCAGAUUACAAUUUAUUUCGGAUCGAGAAACUGCAGAAGGAGAGAUUGAGCCACUGCACCAAUUUGAAAUGAAAGUGGGUCCUACAAUAACGGACGACGAUCGCCUCUUUCUGGUUUGGCCAACGACGUUAUGCCACGUAAUCAAUAAAGACUCACCAUUGUAUGAGUACACAGCCAAUUCUUUAUUAUCGGCACAAUUUGAAAUCAUCUGUCUUCUGGAGGGUAUACUGGUGACAUACCAGAGGAGUAACGGCUCUUACCAGAUUGACUACAAUCUCUUUAACAGCACAUAUGCGGUGAAAACUCCACACUGUAGCGCUAUGGAACAUUAUGCCCAGGACUGUAGCGUAAGUUUUUGGGAAUUUUAUUUGGCAGACUACAAAUUCCAAGGCCUUUUCUUUUUGACCUCACUGGGCUGA
This is a messenger RNA of Strongylus vulgaris, 1149 nucleotides long. NCBI's taxonomy places the organism in Eukaryota, Metazoa, Nematoda, Chromadorea, Rhabditida, Strongylidae. The record is from the annotation of a GenBank genome assembly.